Molecule: messenger RNA, 1748 nt
Organism: Daldinia decipiens
Lineage: Eukaryota; Fungi; Ascomycota; Sordariomycetes; Xylariales; Hypoxylaceae
Exons: 2
Coding region: 732-1451 (239 amino acids)
Source: RefSeq, a predicted model, not a curated record
GGAUCAUGGACAAAGAAUAAUGGGUGAGAGAUGCCCAUCCUUUGUGGAUCUACGCGGGCCUAGAUUUGAUGUGGGAGCAGAGUCUGACACUGCAGUGAGGCUGGUCUGGGGUCGUUGGAGACCCACCACUCGUCGAUGAUGCCCUCUUAUCACAUACUUACAAGCACUGGUAAUCAUGGGACUGCUAUGAGCUAUGCAAAAAAAGGACCGACACCGACGUCCUAGGUACUACAUAUGUUCUAGACCGACUCCCGAGUUCUCGAAUUGCUGCAAAGACCUCGUGGCUCGGCUCUGCAAUACUCUUCCCCAGGGGCCGCAAAGGUUCACUGAAACCUUUGUCAGACCAGAAAGACGUUCGAUUCUGAGCUGUUCCUGAUUUGUCAACUCGGUAGGUAGUCUGCGCUUUAUUGAUUGGGGGUUUGUAUUAUUGGUAUUAGAAUCCAAUGAGCCAGACAUAUUGCCAGAUUCCCGUGAUAAGAUACAUUGCCUUCGGCUAGCAGUGGACUCCAGCCGGACAGACGGUUCAGGGUAUUUAAUAUCUCAGAAGUAUUUAAUAUCCGGCCAGGCGGGUAAGACGCCCACGAACUACGAAGUAUCUCAAGUAAGCCUCUUUCGCUACCGAGAUCCAAUUAUUAGAAACUAGCUACAGUAGCGUAACAGACCCUUUUCAACAUUCUUUGCAGCUACCUCAUGUCCACUGGUAGUUAUAACUACUCUCUACCAAUACCACAAUGGCGAGACAGAAGCAUACACAUAACUUGAAGAGUAGGACAUCUUACAACCACAACGAGCAUGUAGACUACUAUGGCUCGACAGCCACGACGUCGGCGGAUUUCGCUGGCUUCGUGGAUCCCAUCAUGGAUGGGUCAGCUAUCUUCGACGAGUUGUCCCACAAAAGUCUCUACUGGAUCGAUGACACUGAUUCUUCGCGGAAUCGUAUCAAUGGAGACGAAGCACCAGUAACGUCUAUACAACAUAUAUCAGGAAACAUGGCGUCGGUAGACCCUUAUCCAAAUGCUCUGGAUAAGCUGAGCAGCGGGAUGUCAGAUUUCUUAAGCAAUCAGAGUACGGACGACCGGUCAAUGGACCGGAAUGGAAAACACCGGUGUUGGGACCACGGAUGCAACGGACGCGAGUUUUCAUCCAAGAGCAACUUCGUGAGGCACGUAAAGGAAAGAUCAGGAGCCAGCACCAAGGGUGUCUGUCCCCUAUGCGGGGCGAUUUUCACGCGGAACUCUGCCAGAGAUACACACCUGGCCAAGCAGAGCUGCAACAGGAUCCGUCGAUAUUCCAAUGGUCGACCUCGUCCCAGCCGGCUUGCAGUCUUGGGUAAUCCCCGCUUAGCAGCAGCAGCAGCGGCAGCCACCCAAGAUAUUCAUUGGCAGGCGGUGGACUGGGGCGCGGGCGCCAUGGGCGACUCAGAAGCGGCCGGAUUCCCACCUCCGAACUGAUGCCUACCGCAGGGCGCGUAAGGCGAGACAACUCGUAGGUACUGUAUUGGUUGGUUGUAUUGGUAGUUAGAUGGGAACGCCUAGGUACGAAUAGGCUCAGGCGAAGUUAGGAGGCAAACUGGUUAUACCCCCUGUCAUUGAAGAUCCGUCGUGGAAUUCGGGACAGAUACAUACGCAUAUGAGAAUAUGAGCAUAUGAGAAUAUGAGACUAUGAAAAAGCGGCGCUACGUACAUUGUCGGUUACAGUAGUAGGCGCAGAUCACGAUCACAUCAAGAUAAUAAGAAUAAUUCCAUCGA